AUGGAGCAUACCCAGAUUGUGCAGAUACUGUUGGAUAAAGGAGCCGAUAUCAAUACUCUGGGCGGAAAGUAUGGAAAUGCCCUGCAGGCUGCUACUAUCAGAGGCUAUAGCCAGAUUGUACAGAUACUGUUGGAUAAAGGAGCCGAUGUCAACGCGCAGGGUGGAGAAUAUGGAAAUGCCCUGCAGGCUGCUGCCUAUAGAGGAAAUAGCCAGAUUGUACAGAUACUGUUGGAUAAGGGAGCCGAUGUCAACGCGCAGGGUGGAUUUUAUGGAAAUGCCCUAAAGGCUGCUUACUCCAGAGGCUGUGGCCAGAUUGUUCAGAUGCUUUUGAACUAUCAAUUGCACAUUGAUGAACCGCCAUUGAAGAGACUCAAAAGUUUCUUGGGACGCUUAAUGUACAAGAUCUUAGAAUGA
Molecule: messenger RNA, 414 nt
Organism: Aspergillus caelatus
Lineage: Eukaryota; Fungi; Ascomycota; Eurotiomycetes; Eurotiales; Aspergillaceae
Product: ankyrin repeat domain-containing protein
Exons: 1
Coding region: 1-414 (137 amino acids)
Molecular function (GO): protein binding
Source: RefSeq, a predicted model, not a curated record